GGGGAGUUCGGGCUCAGUCUGACGAUUCAGCUGGAGUGAGAAGUCCAAGCAUUUCCACACUUUAUUGUUAGAUUUGUGGUGAUGUGAUAAACCCAAGUGGAGAACACAAUGGACUACUUUGGUUACUUGUGUCUCCUUUCUGAGGAGCUUGGACCUUUAAAGUUGGCACUAGUUUCGGCACGCUUCGACGCAACCACAGUUAGUGAAGAAAAAAUGUUUGAAUAUCUGUGGAACUUGGAAGAGGUCCAGCGCUGCCUUAAAGUCGAAGCUACUCCUGCCAGCAAGUCAGAGGAGAAAGCAAAAUCUUUCAGAAUGCAAGGAAACGAUUAUUAUCGGAAGAGAAAUUUGAAACAAGCUCUCUCUUAUUAUAAUCGCAGUAUUAUGUUUUCUAUCUUCCCUUCUAUCAGUUCAAAUUCUUCGUCUUCAAAUGAAUCUAGAGGAACAGCCAGUGAUGAUAGUCUGAUGAUUUCUGAGAGUAUUGUUCCAGGCGAGAUUGCAGCCGAUGCCCCGACAAGGCUUGAAAGAGAAGCACAAGAAGCCACCAGGUCUGUGGAAACUACCUCUAAGAAUCGCACGCCCUCCACACCAUUCCAAAAUAAUGUUUUUCCCAACAAGGAAGGCAAUCUACGGCAAGAAAAAUGUGACCAGUUGGAAUUACCAAACAAAGAUAUUGGGCAUACUACGACACCGAAGAGGGAAUUAGCUCUAGCAUAUGGUAACAGAUCUGCUGUGCUAUUUGAGCUUCAACAAUAUGAAUAUUCACUUUUGGACAUAGAGAGAGCCUUACAGUAUGACUACCCAGAAGAAUUGAAGAAUAAGUUAUUACAUAGGAAAAGCAAGUGUUUAUCGGCCCUGAGGAGUGGAAAACAUAAAGAAAAAUUGGUCACAUACUUCCCUAGCACUGAGAACGCCAUGGAACCAAGUGCCACCAUAAUAGGAGCUAGUAAUGCUCUUGCACUUACAUACAAACCCGAGAAAGGACGAUGCGUGGUGGCCAAAAGAAAUAUCCGCCCAGGCGAGGUUUUGCUGGUUGAAGAUAGUUCAGUGAUGUGUUUGGAUGAAGCCCAUGUUGCAACGAACUGUUCUUCGUGUCUGGCGCAUUGCUUGGCUCCUGUUCCUUGCCCGACUUGUUCUUUGGUGAUCUUCUGCAGCGAACCGUGUAGGUCAAAGGGGCUGGCGGGUUCCCACGGAAAAGAAUGCCAAGCGCUUCCCAUCUUGCUGAGCCACGUGCACAUGCUGAUGUCAUAUCGUUUACUGAUGCAGACCACUCACGCCAAGGUAAAGGACCUUGUGCCAAUACUACGGGAAGAAGCGAAGACCCGCAGCAAAGCUGAUCUUGGACUGAACGAUGAUUCUGUUUACGAUAGCUCUGACUACAGGACGCUCUACCACCUAACGACGAACGCGGAACAAUCGUGUGCUCCAUACCUCCUAAGUCAGUGUGUCUUAGCAGUGCUUGUUACCAAGCUGCUGGUGGAGAGUCGGCAGUACUUCGUUGAUGAUGCUGGUGUUGCUUUUACGCCAGGCAACGAGGACCUGUUACUUUCAGGGACCACCGCCUUUCAUCAUAUUCUCACCUUUACAUGCAAUAACCACGAAGUUGUUGAAUGUCAAAUGCAGAAAACUCCCAUGGAUGUAAAGACACAGUUGAUUGGAUACGGGCUUUCCCCGGUCCUGUCCCUCUUCAAUCACUCGUGCUACCCAUCAGCAUUCUACAGGGCUAAUGAGGGCCAUGUGAGAGUGGCUGCCUUGCGUUCAGUCAAAGCAGGUGAAGAGGUGACCCUGAAUUAUUUUCCAGCAUUUGUGGAAAUGGACUUGAUACCACGAAGAGCUUUUCUUCGUUUUAAGUACAGUUUCGAAUGCCACUGCGAGGCUUGUGACGGGGACUGGAGUUCAAUGUCUUCCUCGUCCAAGUUCCAAAUUAAAUGCCCAGAAUGUGGAAGUCGGGUCAACCUCGCUUCAAAAUCUUGUCUUCGUUGUCGAUUAGUUUAUGGGGGCAGUGACACGUUCAAUGUGCGUGAAAUCCAAGACAAAAUUUUCCAGGCCAUGGCGGAAAUACCCAAGUUAAGCAAAUGCUCCAAAGACAAUCCAGCACUAGAUGAAAAUCUAGAACGCCUCGUAUCAAUGAUAGAACUCUUUGACAAGUAUAUUUUGCCUCCGAACCAAGCUCACGUUGACCUCCAAUGGCUUCUGAGGCGAUAUCACAUGUACACUAGCCGCCGUUAUGUUAUGAUGGAUGGGUUCCGCUAAUAACAUCCUUGAGGGGCUUAACAAUUGGUGUUCGUAACGCGAGAUCUCUUCAGCGUAAAAAAUAAAUGAUAAAAUGAAUAGCUCAGACACCUACGGUUAUACAUACACUCAUGAAUGCAGGCCUUUUUUCCUCUUUUUCUUUUUCUUUUGGAGUUGGUGUCUUUUCUCACGUUAGUAGCCGAUCAAACAUCACUGCUUAUAAUAAUAUAAACUAAUAUAUCUAUUGUACUGUAAUUACUGUUAUAUUCAUCUUUAUCAUGUACUAGAAGGAAACUGCAGACUGAUGAUGAAAUAGUUAUAUACUUUCUUGUAUAGAGAUUUGAAAAUUCUGUUGUUAUUAUUGUAGGCCGUUUGGAGAAAGUUCUCCCUUUUAUUUACACUAAAGAGAAGUUGCAUGUACGCUUGCUGCCGCCUUUGUUGAGUUUGAAGGCAGAACGGCUCCCAGGUACCAGGUCUUUUAGUCAGUUUUCAUGUCUUGUAAUUAUUUUAUUUUACUAAGCGUAAUCCAUAUAACACUUCUCACAUAUCAAACAUUGGUCCAAAUGCAAUGACUUUAAUUCUUCCUUAAAUAUGAAGAAAGCUUUAUUGAUUAAUUACUUAAAUGACGUGGAGGUUUGAAGGAUUUCCUUGUGCUUUAGAUUUUUUCUUACUCUCGAUUAAUUACUAUUGUAGCCUGAGGAUGUAAGAACCUGCUUUACUAUCAUGCAAAUGAAUCAUGCACUACCCUUUAAUGCAACACUGCAAAUUUAAAACAUUUUAAAACCUAUGACAGAAAAAGUUUCGUGUUUAAGAUUUUGAAGGCCUUAAAUUUAUAAUGCUUAUGACUCUGUGUACAUGGCUAAUGGCAAGCUCAAAUAAAUGUGCUAUACAUCUGAAGUCAUAUAGCACUAUGAUUAAGCAUUGAGACAGAAAGGGUAAACAUGGGAUAAUGGUUAAGGCAAGAUGUGUUGUAUGUGUGUGAUCCUGAAAGCUUAAAAUAUCCGUUGAUUUUCAUCCAUUUUAUAAUAGUGUAUUAUAUUAGUAUUUUGUAGUGAUUUUUUAAACUGAUAACAGUUACCUAUUUUGGAAUAAACUAAGGCCACACCAUUUCAUUUGUUGCUUCUCAGAUGUUUUCUGGAAAAAAUGGAGCAACAGGGGAAAAAAGUCUUGGGUAAAGAUAUAGGGCUUCCAGAACGUAAAGAAUAACAGGAUUGCUCCAGUUUUCAGCUUUUCAUGGCACGUCUUAUGUAAUGAAUUCUGUCCUUUUUGAUAUAUAAAGAACAUUGUGUUGCAUUUACUACUAUUAUUGUAUUUUUUGCAUGUAUAAUGCCAUUCCAAAGUUUAAUAAGCCAGUAACAUUUAAAAAAUACCCUUAAGCAAACACCCAAAACCCGAACAACAAGUUUGCCUUGUCGGGUCCCUUUCCACUGGCAUUUUGUCGUCUUUGGCAUGCAAAUUCUCAGGUUUACAAACAAAACAUCAGUCUGCUCUACUGUCUACAUGCUUUAUAAAUUACUCUAAACUAAACUAAACUAAAACUAUAAAUUCAGUUUAGUUCUAGAGGUUAUAGUGGCACACACCAGUUCACAACAAAGCCAAAGGCAACACAUUGGUUUGAAAGAUAAAAUGCAUCCUGAUUGGUUGUCCUCUAGCAUGGUUUCUGGCAGCAUCUGCCUCUGAUAGUGGCAAUAUGUACAGGUUUCCGAAAGCAAAACCUGUAGUGUUUUUUGGUCCGGCCUUCUUAUUUUUUUUCCAAACUGCAAACAAAUUGGAAGCUGCGAAUCAGAGAAGCAUCAAAUAAAAUUGGUGUGGCCUAAAGGAAAAUAUAUCCAGAUAUAAAUCUUAGUUUGCCGGCACUCACUGAAAUAUACUAGGUGUCAUGCAUGUGUUUCAUCAUUUUCCUUUUCCCAACACUCCUCCCCUCCAGUGUACAAAGCAAAAGGACUUAUUGGCUCUAAAAAAUGAAUUGUUGCUGAAAAAUUCUAGCAAGCACUCAUUAUAGGACAUCCUAAAUUGACAGUUUCUGAAGGUUCUUUUUGUCCAUUGGCCUUUCAUCAUGAAAAUAGUGUCUUUAUUGAAAACAAAAAAUCUCAUUUGCCACACAUUGUCUUGAUUUCGUCAAUAAAUAUAUAUAUUUUUUAUUACAUGGAUCGUCAUUAAUGUAGUGUUAAAAGCAUACACCAGAGAUUUAUCCCCCUCAUCCUGCUCAUGAAAAUUAUGAUCCCUAAUUAAAAAUGAAAAAGUGUGUAGUGCAAUCUCAAAUGACAAACUUCUGAUUAAACUUGAAGUUACAAAGGGUCAAUCACAUUUGCACUUAUUUCAAACUAACUUCAAUUGCAUCUUAAUUUGCCAGCAUCCAGGUAGAAUGAUCACGUCCAAUAUGUAUGAGCUAGUCAAUUUGUAUUUAGACUGAAUACUGAGGCAUGGUAAUUCAACUGGUCAUUGUCCUUACUUAUUAUUUUCCUUUUUUAUAUAAAAGUCCUUUAAAUACAAUGAGUGUACCAUUUUUCACGCACACUUUUUACAAAGGAUAAUAAAACUGAAAAUCAAGCAUUACUUAUAUUACAUAUGAUAGAUGUUUCUCUAGGAAUAACAGUAGUGUUCCAUUAAAACAAGUUCAACUAUACCACCAAUGAUAGAGGGUUUACAAGUUUAACAUGAAAAGUUUUGAUUAAACUCAAGUUAAACCAUAUACAGGUAUAAUGUGAAACUGUUCCAUCAAAUAUAAGUUAUAUCUGAUAUAACAAGUUUCUGAAACAGUAACAUCCUGUGAACUGUUACAUCACUAACAAAAUACUACACUUACUCUGUAGCAUUUUGAAAAUCAUGUAUAGACAAUAUAUAUAUAUUUCUAUAUCCAAAUGGAUCACUAAAACUUAAUUCCAAGUGCUCUAAUGGUGUCAUCAGAAAACAUUUCACAGUUCCCUAAAAUUUAAAUGCAAAAAUAAUUGGUUAACUUUGCCUUGCUCUAUUGAAGAUGUGUCUUUGCUUGCAUUCUGUUAUGCUGUCCUUGCAGGCUACAAAUUCUUUUAAUGAAAUCAAUAAAGUUUAUGACGGUUUACAUAUCCUAAUCUGUCUAUGAACCAAAGAGGUCUUAUAGCACUUCUAUAUUUCUUUAACCUUACUGUUCCCUCACCACUGAUGAGCACUGAAAUUGAUAAUGACCUAUAAAUGAUGAUAAUUUUUAUAGCAUUAUAAAAUAGCUACAGUGCUAACUUGUUCUUUUAAGAACAUACACUGAGAAAAAAAAGAGACCUAUCUGUCUAUAUUCUAUUGCUAGGAUGGAAUCCUGAAAAAUUUAAAGUUUCUCAAAUAAAAUCUUAUAGGCCUACUUCCAUAAGUAUGAUCAAGUUUUCUGUCUUUUUUCUUAAGAGGUAUGAUAUAUUUACAUAUAUAUAUGAGCAUUAUUUUUUCUAGACAGAAAAAAGUUAUAAACUAAUAGGAUCAAAGCAUGGUUGCUUUCCAAAAUGCUAUGUUACAUUUCAAAAAGUAUAGUUCAACUUGAGCUUUUUCUGUGAAAAAAUAAGACAAACUUUGGGUAAAGCUUUGCAGGAUAAGGGAGUUUGAAAGGAAUAAGAGAUGGAAAACCCAUUAAAAUAAUGACAACAGAAAGAUGGAACAUGCAUGUAAGAUAAUGUAUACACUCCCUUACCUAUCAUCUGCUUCAUAUACUCAUGAAUGCACUUCCUAGUCUAAACAGAAUUUCACCUUUGAAUAUACUGCAAAAUUCACUUUCCCCUAUUCAUUCUGUCACUAAUUCCUCUCUUAACUUGUCCUUGUCGUUCUUCCCUUGAUUUAUUUUUCCCCCCUUUUACUCCCUUACAUCAAAACAAAUUCUUGACAACACUCAUACAAGCAUGUAUUUGCUUAAUGUUCUGUUUAUUUUUUUUACUGUUAUAGUUUUUCUUUCUUUGUUUUUCCAAUAAGAAAAUUGUGGUGGAAGAUAAAUGUAAGCAAAAAAUUCAUUUAGCAUAGCAGUGCAUAUACUGUAUGUUUAUAAAUGAGGAAAAA
Penaeus vannamei (Pacific white shrimp) is the source of this 6240-nucleotide messenger RNA. Its product is annotated as SET and MYND domain-containing protein 4. Gene Ontology annotation, molecular function: histone deacetylase binding. The record is from RefSeq and is a predicted model, not a curated record. Gene Ontology annotation, cellular component: cytoplasm; nucleus. Lineage: Eukaryota; Metazoa; Arthropoda; Malacostraca; Decapoda; Penaeidae.